This is a messenger RNA of Oppia nitens, 1731 nucleotides long. Its product is annotated as doublesex- and mab-3-related transcription factor A1-like. Gene Ontology annotation, molecular function: DNA-binding transcription factor activity, RNA polymerase II-specific; RNA polymerase II cis-regulatory region sequence-specific DNA binding. Gene Ontology annotation, biological process: sex differentiation; regulation of transcription by RNA polymerase II. The record is from RefSeq and is a predicted model, not a curated record. Bases 1 to 1731 code for a protein of 576 amino acids. The transcript is spliced from 5 exons. Lineage: Eukaryota; Metazoa; Arthropoda; Arachnida; Sarcoptiformes; Oppiidae. Gene Ontology annotation, cellular component: nucleus.
AUGAACUUUUCAAGUGUUUCCUCACUACCAAACGAUCACUCCAUCACUAGUUUGUCCGCCGAUUUGUCCGCACGUAAUCCCUAUUCAACUAUUGACUCAUCGCCGCCACCGGUCAGUGGACGGUCAACAUCAUCGCCACAGCCGAUAGCCAAUGCUUUUCUAAUGAGAUCAGCGGCAGAAAGAUAUCAGCGCACACCUAAAUGUGCCCGGUGCCGAAAUCAUGGGGUCGUUUCAGCUUUAAAAGGACAUAAACGGUAUUGUCGUUGGAAAGAUUGUUCGUGUGCUAAAUGUACAUUAAUUGCUGAAAGACAAAGAGUUAUGGCAGCACAGGUAGCUCUUAGGAGGCAACAGGCACAGGAAGAAAAUGAGGCGCGAGAGCUAAGUGUGUUGUAUGGGUGUCACGAGGGACUGUUAGCUAUGCACAGGGCUGGAUUCACAUUUUCAGCUGCUAUGUCUCAAAUCAUUCAUACCAACAACAAACCGGGAUUGUCUUCAACCGACACACAGGAAAGGCCCACAUCUGAGUGCUCUUCAGCUUCAGGCGAACCAAACGGUAGCUCUAAAUAUGCUAUUAAUAAUGACAAGUCUUCGCCAGUGGUCAUGGAUUUAACAGAUAAUCAGCACUCGACUAAAGAUCAAAUCAAUACAUCCGAAACAGGCUGGUCCAAAGAUAAAAGCGAAACUAUUGAGGAAAAUAUUGCCGUCAAUAGCGAUGAGUCUAAUGAUACGGAAGACUCGGAUGAGUUUGGAGUAGCCAGUGAUGAGACAGACAUUACUACACAUAACGACAAAGUGGAGACACAAUCAUCUGAUGAAGAGCUCAGUCGCGACACUAACAAACACGUGCAAAGAAGUGGCAAAUUAAGAGCUAAUAAAACAUUGAAAAAUCAUUCAAAACCACAACCAAUUGAAAUAUUACUAAAAGUCUUUCCACACAUCAAGACAUCAAUUUUGAUGAAUGCACUCAAAGAAAGCGGAGACGAUGUCCUUAAAACUAUUGAACAGUUAGUCACCAGUGCAAGGGAUGUCCAAACCAAUGGUCAACAAAGAAAUGCCAGUAAAUUAUGCAAUGAUAUGAUCUCCGAUCAUAAAGUCAAUCAUAAUGUCGAUUCACAACACAUUUCUCUGAUAAAUCAUAAGCACAACGAAAGUACGGCAAAAGAUUUGUCACCAAAAAGUAAAGUCUCACAAAUGACUUCCCAAUCGACAAGUGUAUCACUGCAUCCCUAUCAACAACCAUUCCUAUCGAUGCUGACAAAUAUGUCCAGCAAUACGGCUGGUAUACCGCCACCACUUGUAAGUUCGUUGGUCACCAGUGCCGGUGCAGUAUCUCCGCGAACAUCAUCGGCCACAGGUCUGGGUGGUCAGUAUUCACAGGCGUCGACUACCAAUCUGACAUCAGCACUGCCUCGAGGCCUGUUUGGUGCGGUUGGCUCUCCUUAUGCCAGUCUAUUUCCAGUGUUUCCAACGGCAUCCACUAAUCUUAACUUUAGUUUAUUUAGCGGCACAGCGGGCAAUACAACACACAAUAACUGUUCGCCAACAACAGCUCCCUUUCCAUUAGGCAACGAUGGUAUGCCAUUAGAUCACUUGAUGUCAUUAAAGCGCAAUUCAAACCAACUUCACAAUGAAAGCGAUUGGUUUCGUGAAGACACCAAAAGAAUUUCUUCUUCAAAUGCAUUGAAUGUUUCAAUGGAUAAGAAAGCAAAGUCUGAUUAUAUUAACGACUAA